This is a messenger RNA of Penicillium bovifimosum, 324 nucleotides long. RefSeq names its product COX assembly mitochondrial protein. Gene Ontology annotation, cellular component: mitochondrion. Lineage: Eukaryota; Fungi; Ascomycota; Eurotiomycetes; Eurotiales; Aspergillaceae. The coding region runs from base 1 to 324 and encodes 107 amino acids. The record is from RefSeq and is a predicted model, not a curated record. The transcript is spliced from 2 exons.
AUGCAUUCCCAUCUCCACACCCCUUACAAUGCCAAUUGCGAAGAGAUCAUGAAUGCUCUCGAUGAAUGCCACGCCAAGGGAUUCCUGCACAAAGCCAUUGGAAGUUGCAAUGAUAUCAAGCGCGACGUGAACAAAUGUCUCUCCGCAGAGCGAUACGAGCGCGCAAGACGCAACCGCGAGGAAGCGCGCAGCAACAGACGGCGUGUUGAGGAGAUUUGGGCUAAAGAGCGCGAGCUUAGGGAAGGGCCUGCUCCGACGGCGACGAAUGCUGCGACUACUGCUGGUGACGCCAAAGCAGUAGACCGUUCCGUUCCUGUGAGAUGA